CGUGAUGGCGUCACAGGCCGGGGCCUCCGGCGCGGGAAGAGGCGGCGGGAGAAUGGAGGUAUUGGAGAGCGGCGGUGGCGCGGGCGAACGCGGGGUCCAGGACCCUGCCCCCUCCUCCAACAAGGUCCCGGGCAGCGCCGGCCACUACGAGCUGCCGUGGGUUGAAAAAUACAGGCCGGUAAAGUUGAAUGAAAUUGUCGGGAAUGAAGACACGGUGAGCAGGCUGGAGGUCUUUGCAAGAGAAGGGAACGUGCCCAAUAUUAUCAUUGCUGGCCCCCCAGGAACGGGCAAGACGACAAGCAUCCUGUGUUUGGCGCGUGCCCUGCUGGGCCCAGCAUUCAAGGACGCUGUUCUGGAGCUCAAUGCCUCCAAUGACAGGGGCAUCGAUGUGGUGAGGAACAAAAUCAAAAUGUUUGCCCAGCAGAAGGUCACCCUUCCCAAAGGGCGUCACAAGAUCAUCAUUCUGGAUGAAGCAGACAGCAUGACUGAUGGUGCCCAGCAAGCCUUGAGGAGAACCAUGGAGAUCUACUCCAAAACGACUCGCUUUGCUCUUGCUUGUAAUGCUUCGGAUAAAAUCAUAGAGCCCAUUCAGUCCCGCUGCGCAGUCCUCCGCUACACGAAAUUGAGCGACGCCCAGGUCCUCGCCCGGCUGCUGACGGUGCUGGAGCAGGAGAAGGUGCCCUACACGGACGACGGCCUGGAAGCCGUCAUCUUCACGGCGCAGGGAGACAUGAGGCAGGCGCUGAACAACGUGCAGUCGACUUUCUCGGGGUUCGGCUUUAUUAACAGCGAGAACGUGUUCAAGGUCUGCGACGAGCCCCACCCCUUGCUGGUGAAGGAGAUGGUCCAGCACUGUGUGAACGCCAACGUCGAUGAAGCCUACAAGAUUCUCGCUCACCUGUGGCAUCUUGGCUAUUCGCCGGAAGACAUCAUCGGCAACAUCUUUCGAGUGUGUAAAACGUUCCAGAUGGCAGAGUACUUGAAACUGGAGUUUAUCAAGGAAAUUGGAUACACGCACAUGAAAAUAGCAGAAGGCGUGAACUCGCUCCUGCAGAUGGCAGGGCUCCUGGCCAGGCUGUGUCAGAAGACAAUGGCCCCGGUGGCCAGUUAGGGCAGAGAACUUGUUGCUUGGGGUGACGAGGGUCCUGAGAGUCCUCGUCCAGAAGAGACAGGAGUCAGCGCCUUCUGCUUCGGAAAGAAGGCUGCCCUCAACCGUGGCCUUCACACCGCCUCUGCGAAUGUCUGCAGUCAGCCUCAGACUCACGGACGUGGUGACCGGGUGGAAGGGCCCGGGAGAACCGCAGGGCUUGGCACCCGAUCUGGGCGUGUGUGGCAUCUUAACUAAUAAAAACACUGUAUGGUUUUGUCGGUGCUGAGGUGGCAUCGCCAGGCCGCAAGGAAAA
Messenger RNA from Ailuropoda melanoleuca (giant panda), 1403 nucleotides. It is a transcript of the gene RFC2, whose product is annotated as replication factor C subunit 2. Gene Ontology annotation, cellular component: nucleus; DNA replication factor C complex. Bases 5 to 1111 code for a protein of 368 amino acids. Gene Ontology annotation, molecular function: DNA clamp loader activity; ATP hydrolysis activity; DNA binding. Lineage: Eukaryota; Metazoa; Chordata; Mammalia; Carnivora; Ursidae. Gene Ontology annotation, biological process: DNA-templated DNA replication; DNA repair. The record is from RefSeq and is a predicted model, not a curated record. The transcript is spliced from 11 exons.